UCAAAACACAAAAGAUUCCAAAAGUCUUGUUUUUUGUUUGGUUACUUAUGGUUUAGGGGUUUCAUUGUUGGGAUUAAGGUUUUUCCUAUAUAAAUAAAUAGAUAUUCCCCACAAAAAUACGAAUACGUGUGUGUCCCUGUUCCUGUGCGCAUGCCUGUGUGCAUGUGUGCCUGUGCGUUUCCCUGUGCGUGUGCCUGUGGCCCAGGUUGAGCUGACCCACUGUGUGCCAUUACCUAGUGCCAUCUUCAUUGUUUGCUUUUGUUUUUUAAUUGUUUUCCCAGGCAAUCCUGUGUAUCUCUCAUGGUAUAGAAUGGCACCUAGAGCCCUGCUCUCACGCUGGCUUGCCUGCACUGUGAUAUCCGGCAUCUGCAUGUGUUGUGGUUUCGUGGUUGCUAAGGUUUUGGAGCGUGGUGAAACAGGCGGACCACAUAGGAUGUGCUAGAGGCUUGGCAGAGCGCAAGCUUGGCUGGAUUUCCAAUAUUCUGGGCUUUUCGGGACUACCGAGAGGAACGCCGUCAUGGGGAGAAAGAAGAUCCAGAUCACCAGGAUUAUGGAUGAGCGCAACAGGCAGGUGACAUUCACGAAGAGGAAGUUCGGCCUGAUGAAGAAGGCCUACGAGCUGAGCGUGCUCUGCGACUGCGAGAUCGCCCUCAUCAUCUUCAACAGCUCCAACAAGCUCUUCCAGUACGCCAGCACCGACAUGGACAAGGUGCUGCUGAAGUACACAGAGUACAACGAGCCGCACGAGAGCAGGACCAACUCUGACAUCGUGGAGGCCCUGAAUAAAAAGGAGCACAGAGGCUGUGACAGCCCUGACCCGGAUGCCUCCUAUGUCCUCACGCCUCACACUGAAGAGAAGUAUAAAAAGAUCAACGAGGAGUUUGACAAUAUGAUGAGGAGUCAUAAGAUGCCCGCCGCCCUGCCGCAGCAGAACUUCUCAAUGCACGUGGCUGUCCCGGUGACGAACCCCAGUCUGUCCUACAGUCCUGGUGGCUCCCUGGGUGAUACUGGGAUGCUCUCCCCGACACAGGGUUCUCUUCACAGGAGCGUCAUGUCCCCUGGUGCCCCCUCGAGGCCAUCCAGCACAGGGAGUGCAGGUAGCUUGUUGGUCACCACAGACCUCACAGCUCCCAAUGGCACUGGCUCCAGCCCUGUGGGAAAUGGCUUUGUCAGUUCGCGAGGAUCUCCCAGCCUCCAGGGAAGCUCCAGCGGAAACGGCCUGGGGAAGACCAUGCCUGCCAAAUCGCCCCCACCACCAGGGGGAGCCCUGGGGAUGGGCAGCCGAAAGCCAGAUCUGCGAGUGGUCAUCCCCCCACCCAACAAGAGCGCCAUGGCACCCCAGAACCCUCAGAGGAUAAGCAGCUCCCAGUCCACACAGUCCCUGGCCACACCGGUGGUGUCUGUGACCACACCCAGCCUGCCACCUCAGGGCCUGGUGUACUCUGCCAUGCCCACGGCGUACAAUCCUGAUUACUCCCUGAGCGGCAGCGAUCUCUCCUCUAUCCAAGGCUUCUGCUCACCCGCGGGCCUGUCCCUGGGCUCCAUGUCGUCAUGGCAGCAGAAUCAGCUGGGUGCAGUGGCACAAGGCGCUCUGACCCACCUGCCUCAAGGACCGGGCGGCUCUUCCAGCUCCAGUCAGAGUGUGAGCAUCAAGGCGGAGCCAGCAUCGCCCCCCCGCGACCGCACCACCCUGCCCGCCUUCCUGUCCCAGCCUCACCUGUCCUCACGCCAGGAAAUGGGCCGCUCACCCGCCGACAGCCUGAGUUCCUCUUGCAGCUCCUAUGACGGGAGCGACCGUGAAGACCCUCCCCGCGCUGACUUCCACCCCCCCCUGGGGCUGGGUCGGCCGGUGGCGGGAGCAGAGGACCAGGAGGGUCCGUCUGUCAAACGCAUGCGUGUCGAUGCCUGGGUAACAUAGGUCAGCCCAGUAUUCUUCAUCAUCAUCAUUAUCAUUAUUAUUCAUUUUUUUAUAUCAUUUUUGCAGGUGGGAAAUGUUCAUCCAAACACGUCCAAGUAUCUUUCUCACAUUAAAAAGAUGAGUCAGGCUACACACACAGAUUCAAACAAGAAUCAUCAGGUACUCCAGGCCAAUUUGCUGCCAGGUUUACACCAGUCCAGUCUUUAGGGGUGUGUCUACGGAAUAUAUUAGUGCUCGUAGUCACUGGUCUAGUCCAGCACUUGUACAGAAUACUAUUUUCACAAGAAUAAUAGGAAGUAAAAUGUCGCCCUCCGGUGGACAGGUCUUGCUUGCAGCACCAGCUACGCAGAUUACGAGUUCCAUGUUUCCCCGCCCCCCAAAUCCCGAUUGUCUUGGAAAUUGCGGAUACGUCUUGGUACCUGUCCGAGAAUCAGGUUGUGAGUUCGGGGGCUACACAACAUGUCAUGGGGCUACACACCCGUGAAUCUCUCAUGCCAGCCCAUCAGGCUAACCAGCAGCACACAAUGAACUUAGAUUUAAAAGAUAAAUAUAAAUGUCAGUUUAGCCUUUUAUUUUAAUUGUUAAUGCAAUUAAAUUGAAUUUAAAAAAAUCCAAACAUUUAUCAUGAAAAAUAACUUUGUGAAAAGUUUUUAGUUUAUUCAUUAUUAUUUUUAUUUCGCUUAAUGCAAAAAGACAGACAUGCAAGCAAGACCUAGAAAUGGUAACUAAAGCCAUGAACACUCGUUGUUCUGUUUGUAAAUUAGAUUUCGAGCCAAACUUUUGUCUUUGUUUUGUAUAUAGUAACUUUAAUAUAUAUAUAUCACCUUGGAGUAAGUACGUAUGUACUGUACCGUCACCAGAUUUAAGGAAAGAAGUAUAUUUUUGUGGAUUACCGCCGAGUUUACAGGCGAAGUCCUUACUAAUAAUUAGGUUAUUCACUGGUUAAUAUUUACUAUUUUGUUAAAUAUGCUGUACUUAUAAAUGAUUAUUGUGAAUAACCCAUGCUUUUUCCGGAGGCUAGUUUCCGGGUUUAAUUAGUGGUGAACGUUUGUCCUAAGAUAUUAGUAAUGACAGUGCUGUACGAUUAAACUUCACUGUAUCUUUUUGUGAAGGAGAAUUGUAAUGUCUUUGAAGUAUAAUUCCAGCAGAAACUGAGGAAUCUACUUAUAAUCCCAACGCGAAGGAUUGACCUACAGUUGCGGACUAUGCUGUCUGUUUUAAAAGAUUUCCAUGUGAAAUGUCAUAGAAAUAUAUCCUACCUAAAUGGAAUUUAAAGCAAAUAUCAAGGACACCAAUAAAACAUUUAUUGUGAGUUGA
Paramormyrops kingsleyae is the source of this 3235-nucleotide messenger RNA. RefSeq names its product myocyte-specific enhancer factor 2A-like. Lineage: Eukaryota; Metazoa; Chordata; Actinopteri; Osteoglossiformes; Mormyridae. Gene Ontology annotation, biological process: cell differentiation; positive regulation of transcription by RNA polymerase II. The record is from RefSeq and is a predicted model, not a curated record. Gene Ontology annotation, molecular function: histone deacetylase binding; DNA-binding transcription factor activity, RNA polymerase II-specific; RNA polymerase II cis-regulatory region sequence-specific DNA binding.